AUGCCUACAAGGAAACUAGGUGUGUCCGCCGUAGUCAGCGGUGUGUUGACUACUGCGAGCGUGGCCCACGGCUUGAGCUUCGAGAUCCCUUCUUCUGUGCCUGCCAAUGCGAGUGCGCAGAUCGAUGCUGCGCCGGUGGGCUUGUCAUUCGAGUUCUUCGCGUUCCCCGAGUACUUCGAGCAGUUGUCCCUGACCGACGGUUGUCUGGGAGUGCUGGCCGAUGCAUAUGGAACGAGUCCCCCGAUCCGGAUCGGGGGCACCACCCAGGACCGCGCGACAUACAACGCCUCCCUAUCGUCUGCCGUAUCCUACACCGUCGCCUCGCCGGACGACGCCCCGGAGACUUUGACCUACGGAGACUCGUUCAUGGACAUCGCAGCGAGCUAUAGUGGAUCCGUGACCAUCGGGUUCAACCGACGUCUGGACAACCUCAACAACACCAUCGCAGCCGCCAAAGUCGCCACAUCCACGAUCGGCAACCUAUACGCCAUCGAACUCGGCAACGAGCCAAACUUCUUCACAUCCAGCGACCCCAUCGCCGACGGCAAAUCCUGGACCGCAGCCGCCGACGCCGUGUCGCAGGUGGCCUGGCAGAGCUCGGUCGGAACCGCCCUCGACAAGACCGCCAUCAUCCAAGCGGGCGUCUUCUUCGGACUGGGAUCCUACGAGGUGACCAACCUCGUGGGCGAGGAGGAAGACACCGAUGCCGCGCAAUACGUGCGCUCCUUCUGCCACCACUACUACCCCUACUCCGCCUCGACCGCAGACCUCGAUGGGCUGAUGAGCCACGAGGCGAUCGUGGAGGGCGUGACGGCGUUCCAGUCGCAGGUGUCCGCGGCGCAUGAGCUCGACAAGGAUUUCGUGAUGGGAGAGACCAAUUCCGCAACCGGGGGCGGCGGAGGGAUCAGUCCCACCUUUGGCGCGGGCCUGUGGAUCUUGGACUACGCGAUGCAGGCGAUUAUUCUGGGGAUCAAGCAACUGUAUUUCCACCAGGGAACCAUUGGCAACUGUCCGUACUGCUGGUGGGACGAGACCGUGAACGCCCCGUUCUUUGGCGCCUAUACCGCGGCGCUGGCGCUUGGGGGUGCGUCGCAGGUCGCGCAGUUGGACAGCGGCGACAGCCGGGUGGCCGCGUACGCGAUCUACGACAGCAGCGGCGCGCCAACGCGGGUGCUGCUGUACAAUUCGGAGUACUACACCUCAGGGACACGGAGCAGCGUCGACAUCACCCUGAGCGGCCUGUCCUCGACCACUGUAUCAGCCAAGCGACUGACGGGAGAUGCAGCGACGACGACCGUAGGAGCGGGGGCCAUCACCAUCGGGGGACAGACAUUCGCCAACGGGACGUGCGCAUUGCAGGGCACGGAGGAGACGGAGACGACGGCGGUGCAGAGCGGUCAGGCGACCUUUACGGUGCAAGAGUCCGAGGCGUUGCUUAUUUAUCUAUAG
Molecule: messenger RNA, 1449 nt
Organism: Aspergillus japonicus CBS 114.51
Lineage: Eukaryota; Fungi; Ascomycota; Eurotiomycetes; Eurotiales; Aspergillaceae
Product: glycosyl hydrolase family 79 C-terminal domain-containing protein
Exons: 8
Coding region: 1-1449 (482 amino acids)
Source: RefSeq, a predicted model, not a curated record